Molecule: messenger RNA, 3106 nt
Organism: Bombus huntii
Lineage: Eukaryota; Metazoa; Arthropoda; Insecta; Hymenoptera; Apidae
Product: ankyrin repeat domain-containing protein 16-like
Exons: 3
Coding region: 296-1129 (277 amino acids)
Molecular function (GO): protein binding
Source: RefSeq, a predicted model, not a curated record
UUUAUAAGAUCUUCGCAAGAAAAGCAAUUUUCAACUUGAUCUUCGAAUGAGCGAAUACAUUAGUUUAAUACUGAAUAUGGCCACAAGGUGGCGGACGUUAUUAUGAGUUUGUCCUGGCUUGAUAUCUGUUCUAUAUUUUGUCAAGGUUUAUAUAUUUUUGUGGUUCUUUGUUAAUUUGUUAACCUCAAUCAUUUCAAAUAUUUCUAUAACGUGUGUUCAAACGUUCAGUUUCUUAAAUAUUUUUCAUCAAACACUCUCAUCUUUGUGAACAAGUACAUUUUAUCAUUACUAUUCGAUGUACACUCCGUUUGACAAUAAAAGUUUGUAUAUGGAGGAUUCUAACCUAUCACGAAACUUCCUGUACGCAUGUCAGAGUGGAGACUUAUCAAGAGUGGAAAAACUCGUAUCGAAACACGACAUUCAGGAUUGGACACACUUCAGACACACGACUUCCGGUGACACUGCGUUACAUCUUGCCACCCGCGAGGGUCAUUUGAAUAUCGUUCGAUACCUAUGCGAGAAUUUCAAGGGACCAGAUUUUAGAGUGAACGUCGCCAGUAGAGAUACGAAAAGACCGCUGCAUGAAGCGGCGCAGUUUGCUCGUAGCGAUAUACUCAAAUAUUUAAUUGGAAAAGGUGCAGAUGUGGAUGCCUUAAAACGCGCUGAUUGGACACCGCUCAUGCUGGCGUGUACGAAAACCGGAAGUGAUGCCUAUAAAUGCAUCGUAGCGCUUUUAGAGGCAAAAGCAAAUCCGUUUUUGCGAAAUAAAGAUGGAUGGACGUCGUUGCAUCUAGUUUGUAGAUCUGGCGAUGAAAAUGCUUUUGAUUUGUUAGUAAAUAAAUUUGUCGAACGCAUCGAUGAUCGAAGCAAUAAUGGUCGUAGUGUUAUGCACAUUGCUGCAUUUCACGGUCACGAGGGUUUAGUCAAUCGUCUUAUGGCUCUUAAUACGAAACUUUUGAACGCGCGUGAUUUCUCGGGAUCUACUCCUCUUCACGAAGCGGUUAAAGGAGGUCACGUAUCCGUCGCAAAACGAUUAAUUAAUUUGGGAGCUGAUAUCAAAGCUAAAGACAACGCUAAUCAGACUUUUUUACAUAUAGCAGCUAUAAUUGGAAAUAGAUUGGAAUUGUAGUUGAAAAACUAAUUUCAGUAGGAGAUUUUUUAAAAUAGACAAAAACGAGACACAUUUUAUUCAGAGAUUGGUACACAUUUAUUUAUCCUUUUUUCCUGUAUCAGACAGUCUUAAAGAAGCAUACAAAAAUGAAGAAACGGAGGCUCUUAGUAGAUCGGAGAUACCUAGAUUUUACAUUCUUCUUGUUCGUUUGUGUUCUUCUUUUUCUUCUUCUUCCUCUUCUUCCGCUUGUUGUUCGGUGUUCCUCUUCCUUUUCAUUUGUCAGCGUGCGCAGGCAGGCGAUGAUUCACAGGAAAUCUACGCGCUUAAUUACGUGCUAAAACCGUGUCCGCAUACUUCUUUCUCUUUCUUUAAUUACGUUCGUUAAAUAUCACUUACAAAGAGAGAACAUAAAUGGUAAAGAUCACAGAAUUUUCACGAAUCCUAUGUGAACAUGAAUCGUGCGUCGGUUUGUCCAAAAAUUCUGUAAUACGACCGAUACUGCUUCGUGCCUUUGGGUAAAACGGUUCAGAAAAAAGCCGAUUCGAAAAAUAUUCCGACGCUUUGAGAGGAUGGCUGCGGGUGGGGUAGGGAUAUUUUUGAGAUGAUCGGUGGAGUGUGCACACGUGGAUGCAUGUAUAUGUGGGCGUAGUGCGUUUCUAUCUCCGCGGAUUGACUUUCUGCGAUUGCUUCAAAUUUCCUUUCUCUGGUCGCCCCGAUACAAUUUUUUUCAUUUUCUCUUUCCUUUCUUUCUUUUUCCUUUGCACGCAAAACGAAAGCUUAGCCGCUAAAUAUCUCGAGGGACGACUCGAUCGUGGUUCGUUUGGAAACUCGUUUACGCGAGUAUGCUGCUGCAUACAAGAGAACAAGGACGAAAAGUAAAGAGAGACAGCACACACGAUUUGAAAGGAACAUCUCGAGAUUGGACAGUACGGACAGGUGUACUCGAUCAGAGAAAAGAUCAGCUUCGCGCCUAUUUUGUCGCGUGAAAAGAGGAGAAGGAUGGAGAUUAAGGGCGAGGGGUUUGAGAAAGGAGGGGGGAGGGAAGAGGAUAUUUAUAUUUAUAAAACGGCUAAGGAUAAAACAUGCACUGUAUAUCUGUCCAUCUGAUUAACUGCUUGCACAUUUUCAUUCUUAAUCAUUCCCCUUCUUUUCUCCAAUCUUUUUUCCCCUCUCUUCAGCUUUUGUCUAACGUUCGUGUUCUUGGUUUGUUCCUUUCUCCCGACUUUCCAUUCGUUCAAGUAACAGUAACCUAACGCACGGGACGAGUGCUUGAAUUCAUAUUAUUUUUUCUUUUUUACAUUCCCUCCUUCUCUCAUCGAACCUACGUAUUUAUCGUCCUUUCUUCUCUCUUUUUUUUUGUUUGUUCUUUUAUUCAUUUGUCGUUUACUUCUCUUUAGUGGAGUUCGUUUAUAAAUAUCCAAAGAUUACUUGGGCUCUCAUUUAAUAUUGUUUUUUUUUUGUUUGUUUUACUUCCUCGCUUAAUUUAUUUACACAUUAACUAAUUACGCUUGGGACUUAAGUUAAAUCGCGUCACGCGUCCGCCAUCACGAUAAUAGUCACUGUAAUAUCCACUACUUACUAAUAACUUGUCUUAUCUAAAUGUAUUCUUUUCUGUUUUCACAUCGAUCGUCUCGGUCGCCUCCUUCUUGUUCUCUCUCUCUCUCUCUCUCUCUCUGUCCCCCUUUCGUUCUUUACCUCUUUCUCUCAUUUCCUCAUGCACACAUAAUUCUCUCUCUCUCUCUCUCUCUUUUCCAUUUACAUUACAACGUGUUCAACAUGUACAAAGCCCUAUUUACAUUAUGUACACCUCAUUUCGAGAAUUUCCCAAUGAUAAUGCUUCUAUCUCUCUCACUCUCCUCUUUCGCACGCAACAAUCUCUUAAACCAGUGCGUCUUCUUUCCUUUCUGUGGCCGCCGGUUACGCCGUUGUCGAUGCUUAGAAAGUAAAGAAGAAAAAAAAAAAAAGAAAAGGAAUAGAGGAAAGACAAAUAGAAAA